UUUCACUCGCGCACCUGACUGGGCGUGGAGGAGAGGCAGAGACCGAGCGCCCGACCCGUCCGCAGCCCAUUCCCGCGAAGUGAAAGGCAUCACUAGCCCAGCGCAGAGAGCGACGCCCGCAGCAGCCUACGCAAAAAGAGCUAGAAACUUAGACGAGUGGAUUGGUUUCGGCUGAGGAGCCAGAGAUCUGGAGGCUAAAAAGGACUGGAUUUACUCAAGUUGGAGACGCGUGGUGGAUUGUCUCCAGCCCGACGCUGUUUGUAAACACCCGGGACCUGUUGGAUGGCUGUGCUUUGCGUCAAGGACUGGCAAUCGGAGUUGCGGGUUGCAGAAGGAGGCUCUUUGUUGCGGCAAGCGUCUCUCGGAGUGCCGCUUCUUCUCUGGAGGACAGGAGCGCCGCGUAACUGAGGCAGUAACUCUGCCAGGGAGUUUAAACUUUGGGGCGGCGGGGCGGGCAGAGAAGGAGGUUGCAAACAGUCGGGAGCGACGCGCAGUACCGCAAAGCUCGAGAGCUCGAGUAGGGCGCAUCGUUUACAGGCGCAUCUUUCCCCCCGCUUGUGUUGUUCUUUGCACGUGUGUUCCUUGAAGAAGAGCAGAGCGACUUCUGCGUGUGUCUGACUGGCACUCCGUCUGAAGAGCCCAUGGGUUGCUUCGUUUUGACGGGGAGACGGUGCAUCUAAUCUGCCUAAAGACUUCUCGCCAAUGAGAGUUGCCAGUAUGUGACUCUUUGGCGGAACACAGAAAGAUUCAUCCUUGCGUUUACCACGCCGGCGGCAGCAGCUGUAACCCUCAACACUGCCCAGAGGUAAUUCUGCUCCAGAGAGGCCAGCGACGGUCUGUGGGGCAGCUGCAGCCUGCCUCUCAUAGCAGCAUCCCAGGGCAAAUGCCGCCUGAAGACUUCAACCGGUCUCCUACAAAAUUGAUGAAGAGUGUCAUAGUAUUAUAUUCCUGUUUGCAUGGGUGUGUGAAAGACGCCAUUCUACAAAGAUCUCAGGGUUUGCGCAGCAUUGCAGCAAUAUAUUUCCAUAUUAAUUAUUUUGCUUUGAACAAAAUGAUGCAAAGUCACAGUAUUUGCAGAUGAUCUUUGUAUAAUUCUGUCUUUGUAUGAACUAUGAACUAGUAUAGUUAGAUUCUGUGUAUGUGUGUGUGUGUAUGAGAGAGAGAGUGAGGGAGAGCACUGACUAUAAUAGCCAGUGGGUGUGGGAGCCUGUUUAGCAUCUCCUGCACCUUUCUCUUUGGAUUUGGUGCAUGGGCUUCAGACCUUUGCAGGGACAGCAGUGGAGCCUGGCUUCCCUCUGGGAACAGACUGCAGUUUGACAUGGACUUCCAUUUGAAUUGUUCACGCUGCUAUUUCUUGGAACUCUGUAUCUGGAGAUUCAGCAUGGAGAAAGCACCCUGUGAAUCACCUUCCCUGGAAUUUCUUGUGGCUCCCUGUUUGUCUUGGAACAGAUUUUUUUUAAAAAAUAUUUACAUACAAUCAAAUAUAAAAAUAACAAAUCCACACAGCUGUCAUGGCUAAAAAAGAUUUUACGCAAGAGGAAAAAAAAGAAAAAAUAGUAAUCAGAAACAAAUAUCUGCUUUGUCUUGGAGCAGAAAUAUAAGCCUGGUCAAUGUUGGGAAACAGCAGUGGCCGAAGCCCCAACUGCACAGACUGGAGCCAGGCCUCUGCCGGGGAUGUCUGCAAGCUGCUCCUCAUGGCCCUCCUGGUCAUUGCCAUCAGCCUUGGCAAUCUCGUGAGCCUCCUGGUUUUCUUUCAUGUCAGGCAAUUCAGAACAUCCCAAGGCUACCUGAGGGUCUCUUUGGCCCUAGCUGACUUGGCAGUGGGGCUCAUUGUAGUGCCUUACUCAGUUUACAGGGAGGUGAACAGGUUGACCUGUGGGAUGGAAAAGGAGGUUGGUCAGUAUGAAAAACUUGCUUGCUUCAUCACUGGGCCCAUUUUUGCUGGCUGCACUUUUGUCUCGAUCAGUACCAUAUUUCUGCUUUCAGUGGAGAGGUGCAUAGCAGUGCUGAAGCCCUUGCACAGGAAAGCAGUGAUCACCAAACGCAGGACUCUUUGGCUUAUUCUUGCCUCCUGGACCAUGAGUAGCUGCUUGGCAGUGAUACCUCUGCUCUCCAGCCCUGAUAUCACCUUCCAGUAUGAUUCCUGCAGCAAGAUGUGCAACUAUGUCUUUCCUACAGUGAAGCCUCCUGAAUCCCAUUGGAAUGUCAUGCUUCUUUAUCCAGUCUUUGAUUUCUCUGUCUUGAGUGGCACCUUUGCAAUCAAUGCCAUCACCUUUGCUGCCGUCCACCAAUAUUGCAAGAAGCGAAGGCAACUCGGAGAAGAGUCACAGGGUGGCAACCAGCUUUCCUUCUCAGACAUUACUGCUGCUAAGACCAUCGGCAUUUUGACCUUUGCUUUCUCGUCUUCCUUCCUUCCCAUUGCUGUAUUUGUGGUGGGCUCUGUGGUGGGCUACCAGUGGUGCCAGUUCUCCUUUUAUGCCUUCUGGACCCUCACUUCCAACAGCUGUUGGAAUGUGGCCAUCUAUAGCAUUUGGGACCCCAAGUUCCGGCAGGGGUUUCGGGAGCUGUUCAACAAGCAGGUGCUGAUAGCGGCCUCUCAGGAUGCUGGCUGUUCACUGGAGGAGCACAGUUCUGUCCCUGCUUAUGUGGCAGUCCUUAAGAAGAUGUUUCAUCCAGAGAGUACUUGAUGGCACAAUAGGCGUCUGCCAUUUUGUUUAGGGUGGCAGUUGUGUUUAUGCUUAUCUGGAGUUUGGCUGGACAUUCUGGGUUUUGAUUCUCCUUUUCCACUGUUGCGUCUUUGUGGAUGGGUGGCCUGAGACAUUUUGCUGCCUGAGGUAAAGGACAAGAGGGCAUCCCUCAUUCCAUGUACAGUAGCAGACCGAACUGAUAACUGAAUCUUUCUUUAACAUCAGUGAUGGGAAAACAUCCUUGACUGCCCCUGAGAGCAGCUGGUUAGCUUAGGGAGUGUAGGGCAGGCCAUGUGGCGCACACAUCUCUGCCUCCCAACACCUGACUGUGACACCUUCCCCCACAGAAUCUGCUGCCUGAGAUAGCCACCUCACUUUGCCCAAUGGUAGAGCUGGCCCUGUUACCUUUUAGAAAUGUGCACUUCUCUUGAAGUGCCAGACUUUUUCUUGGAUACAUUGGAUUGCAACUAUUUGAACUCCAUAGUCCAAAUGCAGCAUGGGUUUAUCGGCAUGAAUUACAAUGCAGAGUGCAAAAGCAUGCUGCUCUCUCAAAAACUGAUCCUUAUAGACUCAAUAAAUGCCCUUUUAGUACAGAGCUUGUAUCUACCUGCAACAUUUCCGAGGUCUGGGUUCUUGUUUACAUAUGUAAGCACAGGAAAAGGGACAGAACAGAGUUUUUAAUGUAAAAAAAACAAACCACCACCACCCGCAGAACACAGAAAUCUCUAGAGACGAUGAGAACUUAGAGUAUUUCUUCUGUGUACAAAAUUGGAAAAUGGCACUGUAGAUUUAAGUCCAAGCCAAACAACAUCACAAAAAAUGGCCCUUGAGUAUGGUUAUUGCUAGUUAGAUGUUAUCACAAAUAUGGUUAUGGUAUUUCAGUAUGUAACAUAUAACAUUUACUCAAACUAUAAAUAUGCAUGUUCUGCAAAAACUGUGUGAACACCAUACUCUUCAAAAUGGGUAAGUCCAACUUUGACCACUAGUGGCAUACACUUAAGAUAACAUCCUUUCUUCUGGGCUGAUCAGACCAAAAUAAUUGUUCUCUUCUGGUCUCUUUCUCAGGAUCACUAUUGGAAAUUAACAUUGCCAUAUUUAAAAAGGCAUUGGAAGAGUGAGGAAAUGCCCUUUUGCCACUUCUCUCUAAAGCAAAGUUGCAAUUUUUUGGAAGAAAUGUGCCUCUGGGAUACAGUAGUAUAGAAGAAUUAGGUAUUAAUUACCCUGAUUGCACAUCCAAAGAUUUGUUAAAGUGGAUUAGGGGGCAGCUUAUCUUUAUUAAGUGGUUGCUAUUACAAAAAAAAUAUGUUGAUGCUGGAAAGAUGGAAAGUUGUAAAACAUGAUGGUGAUGUAAUAUUAAUAGGAUGAUUAAGUGAUAGGCUGAAUAACUGUUUUGUUGACAGACCUUUUAUUUGGUGUUCACAAGGCUUAGUGUAUAUUUACAAAGGUUCUCAUACUUUGUUAUGACAUCUUUUCCUGUUUGGUUGGCUUCAAAGAACUGCUGUAUUUAUUGUAUGAGGUUAUCUUGAUAACAAACACUAUUCUGAAUGUAUUCAUUGAUGAUGAAUUUCCCUUGGUUAAAUAUAAUGCUACAAAAAUAAUAAGAAUUAUUGGUGCUUACAUAACUAUCAACUUUUGGAGCCUGAUUUAAAGAAAAAACACUCAGAGUUGAAGUCUUUUCACUUUGUCAAAUGAGCCUUGCAAAUCUUUGCCCGAUUUAUAGCUCUGUUUUCAAGUGAUAUCAGUUGGAUGAUUUUUAUCUAAUGUAUUUGGUUGCAAAUGAAAUAACAUAAUGCAACUUUUAGUUAUGCAUCAUUUGAUAUUAUUUCAUUUUGGAUUCAUAGGCAUAUUUUGCAGUGUAGCUGCCCUCUAUAUGUCUGGACUGAAGCAUUAACCUGGCUGUUGGGCUGCUGAGUCAAAGCUUACAUUUUGGGCACACAGCCAGACUGGAUAACUAACCUUCAUUCACUUCCACUUCUAUGAGUCCACGAAAAAAGGGAGGGGAAUCUAAAAAAAAAAUCUAGAGGGAGCUUUCUCAUCAAAUCAUUUGCUGUAAGCCUAGUUGGACUGCCUUUAUGCACUUCAUUUCAGUCACUGCCAAAAAUUCUAGAAACGGAAAACAACUGAGGAGAGAGUGUACGUGUCAUGAGUGACAGAUUGCAGUGGAUGAAGUAGAAGCUUUCUGCUUAACACAAUAAAUCAAUUAGUUAUAGCAGAGAGAGAAUCUUGACAGUGUAGACUUGGAGCUCCUCCAGAUGACCUGUUUGUUCAGCAUUCGUCCUGAUUUGCAUGCCCAAAGCUUACCUGAUGGUUAGACUAUGUCCAGUUUCUUCUCAUCAUUUGUUCUG
Rhineura floridana is the source of this 5032-nucleotide messenger RNA. RefSeq names its product trace amine-associated receptor 13c-like. The record is from RefSeq and is a predicted model, not a curated record. The transcript has a single exon. NCBI's taxonomy places the organism in Eukaryota, Metazoa, Chordata, Lepidosauria, Squamata, Rhineuridae. Gene Ontology annotation, cellular component: membrane. Gene Ontology annotation, molecular function: G protein-coupled receptor activity. The coding region runs from base 1611 to 2687 and encodes 358 amino acids. Gene Ontology annotation, biological process: G protein-coupled receptor signaling pathway.